AUGACACUAGGGCAGGCUUCCAGCUGCUUCAGAGUACCGAAAUCAACAAUUAAGUUUCGUAUUGGUUCGAAGUGGACGAAAAAACUUCGGAGGGGUCUACAGACUGUGCUUACCCUGCAGGAGGAAAUUAAAUUGGUAAAAAGAAUCCAAGAAAUGGAACGCCGUGGUUUUCCUUGCACGAAGCAUGCUGUCGUGUUCCGAGUAAAAGCUUUUCUCGACGAUAAUCCCCGCAAAACACCGUUCAAGAAUAACAAACCAGGAUACAAGUGGCUGCAACUGUUCCUUGGCCGACACAAUCAGCUCUGUAUUCGAAAACCGGAAAACGUCACUAUGGCAAGUGCAACUGUUUCUGAACCGGACAUACGUUCUUGGUUUCAAAAGAUCAUGCAGUAUCUGCGCGCAAACGGAUUGGAGGAUGUUCUAACAGAUCCGCGGCGUAUUCUUAACGGUGACGAAACCGGUUUUCCGUUCGAUCCCGUCACAAAAGCUGUUCUCGCAUCAAAGGGAAACCGUAACGUCUACUUGGUUCAGCAGGCUGAUCCCAAGAAGAAUGUAACAGUGCUGUUUACAUUUGAUGCUGACGGAUACAUGUUCCCGCCGGAUACUAUUUUGCCAUACAAGCGAUUGCCCAAGCAGCUCAUAAUGAAUUUUGAUUCUGACUGGGGAAUUGGAAAGUCCGACAAAGGGUGGAUGGACAGCGAAAAUUUCGUUGCCUACAUACAGAAUGUUUUACUGUCGGUACAGGGAAUGACCAGAGCAGAGAUUCCGACCGCAGGGAACUUUCGAACGCGUAGGAAAUACGGAAAUCGGUUUACUCUUAACGAAACGUGUUUUAUUAUCGGCGUAUACAAAAGGGUUAUGACAAAUCGAAACAAGUCAAAGUAUUACAAAGGUAGGUAUGACAUUUUACUCUCUAUACUUGUGUUCAGUGUGCUAGCGCCUGUGACGUAA
Molecule: messenger RNA, 951 nt
Organism: Aedes albopictus (Asian tiger mosquito)
Lineage: Eukaryota; Metazoa; Arthropoda; Insecta; Diptera; Culicidae
Exons: 2
Coding region: 1-951 (316 amino acids)
Source: RefSeq, a predicted model, not a curated record